AUGGCCUAUGACCUACAUGGUCAUUGGGAGACAAAUGUUGAUUUACACUCUAAGUUACAUCCAACUAAAGGAGAAACCACAAACAUCGGCACAUCAAAUACUGCUUAUGCUGCAAAUUAUUGGGCAAAUAAAGGUGUGCCAAAGCGUAAAAUUAUUAUUGGUAUUUCAACUUAUGGUCGUGGAUGGACAUUAGCAGAUCCCAAAAAAAAUGCAAUUGGAUCAGCUGCAUUAAGCAAAUCUUCACCUUCGACCAUAUUUCCUGAUGGAGGCAAAGCAGCUUAUUUAGAGAUUUGCAAAUACUUGAAGGAAGGUGGCAGAGAAACAGUGGAAAAAGAUGGAAUUGGAGCAGUCUUAAUCAAAGGCAAGCAGUGGUUUGGCUAUGAUAAUGAGAAAACUAUUAAGAGUAAAAUGGAAUGGCUCAAGCGAGAAGGUUUUGGUGGUGCAUUUAUAUGGAGCCUUGAUUCUGAUGAUUUUACUGGAAAAAGUUGUGGCAAAGGUCAGUAUCCACUAACAAGUGCUGUUUGGAAAGAACUCACUAAUAAUAAAAAAUCUUCAAAUUUUCUGGUAUGA
This is a messenger RNA of Thelazia callipaeda (thelaziosis nematode), 570 nucleotides long. NCBI's taxonomy places the organism in Eukaryota, Metazoa, Nematoda, Chromadorea, Rhabditida, Thelaziidae. The record is from the annotation of a GenBank genome assembly.